AAAUAUUUUUGUGUUUUAACAGAUGAGUCGUACAUUCAGCUGAAGAUUGUCGUGACAAUAAAGAGAAAUACAUCACUCAUCAAAUAUCUGACUGACAUGUUUAUUUUCCCAAUGCUCGUGAUAACCAUUCUUAUACCGUUCCAAUAUCUACUACCAAGUAAAUCAUCAUCAAGAUCAACAUUUGGUCUAUUGUUGCUGUUUGGACAAAUGUUGUCUCUAUAUGCACAGUGCCUUCAUCUUCCAUUAUAUUCCACGUUGCCUGUUACAGGAAUAAUAAACCUAGUAUGUAUUGCUCAUGCCAUAUGUGCUAUUAUUGUUUCCAUCGUUACAUCACAGAUUUAUACAAACAAUGGUGAUUUGUCUCCUCUUCUACAGACAUGUUGCAUGGCAAAAGUUCAACAUGAACAUAAUCAUAAAAUGGAAUUAGCAAAGUUGAAAAAUGAUGAUAUAGACACGGAGGUCCUUUAUGAUUCAGCGGAUUAUAAUGGAGCUACCAAUAGACUAAGUAGAAGAAAAAACCAAAUAAACGAUGUCAAAAUUGGUGCUACCGACAUUUUAAAAGAAUUGAAAGUGAAACAUUCAUUGACAUUUUUGGACAAAGUGCUCUUUUUGGUGUUUCUAGUGAUUUCAGUGAUAAUUGGGAUAUCUUUACUAGUUGUUUAGUUAUUCUAACAAAUAUAAUGCGUGUUAUUUAAAUAGAUAAUCAUUAUAUAAUUGUUGAGAAUAUGCAUGCUUUACGAAACCAUGUUAAUGCGAUAAUAACAUUCUCGAGUAACCUUUUUUACUUCGUUAUAAAGAAGGCAUAAAAAUGGUGAAAGUAAGCCAUAUUUGACUAUUUUUCUACGCUAAUUGACAACAAUCACGUACGUGUGUAUUUUGUUACAGUUCAAUGAAAUCGAGCCUGCAACAUUUUCAUUUUUGUUGUUUUUGGCGUUCUUUAUUCUUUGUUACUGUGAACAUUAAAAGUGGAAUAUUAAUUUUGUAUAAUACUGUAAGUAUUUGAUAGAAUCAACGUGUUCAAUAACACCACUAUCAUACCAUGUCAUUGAGCAUCCGAUUUUAUUAUUUUUAUUUGUUGUUAGUUUGUGCUAUUUGAACUAAGUGCUUAUAAUGUGUUGUAAUUUUUGACAACUGAUUGUGUGCUUGAAAAACGUCUCACUCGGACAUUGUCAUAUAAAUACAAAAACAUUUAUUAGUU
Molecule: messenger RNA, 1198 nt
Organism: Ruditapes philippinarum (Manila clam)
Lineage: Eukaryota; Metazoa; Mollusca; Bivalvia; Venerida; Veneridae
Exons: 4
Coding region: 97-663 (188 amino acids)
Biological process (GO): monoatomic ion transport
Cellular component (GO): membrane
Source: RefSeq, a predicted model, not a curated record